CAUCAACUUAUACAAACUACCUAUACAACCAAGGAUAGUACAAAAGGAUAUAUAUCCGUAUUCCAGUAUUGCUUGAAUGGAUACAUCCUCAUGAUGGAUUGUGAUGACAGUUACAUAUUAUGGACCACUAUGUGGAAAGUUGAUGUGAUGCAAUUGCUCCGUCUCCGACCAGAUCUUGCACGAUCAGUGCGAAUUGUUAAAAAUGGUAAAAGUCAGGUUCGGGGUACCUGGUUACCCUAUCAAGUACGUUUCGACAUGAUUAUCUCUUCAUGGCCUUUCCGAAAUCAGUUGACACCAUUCUUUGGGUAA
Molecule: messenger RNA, 309 nt
Organism: Lentinula edodes (shiitake mushroom)
Lineage: Eukaryota; Fungi; Basidiomycota; Agaricomycetes; Agaricales; Omphalotaceae
Exons: 4
Molecular function (GO): DNA binding
Source: RefSeq, a predicted model, not a curated record